Messenger RNA from Colletotrichum destructivum, 1264 nucleotides. Its product is annotated as Putative 3-oxo-5-alpha-steroid 4-dehydrogenase, probable O-methyltransferase UstE. The transcript is spliced from 3 exons. Gene Ontology annotation, molecular function: oxidoreductase activity, acting on the CH-CH group of donors. NCBI's taxonomy places the organism in Eukaryota, Fungi, Ascomycota, Sordariomycetes, Glomerellales, Glomerellaceae. Gene Ontology annotation, cellular component: membrane. The coding region runs from base 186 to 1169 and encodes 327 amino acids. Gene Ontology annotation, biological process: lipid metabolic process. The record is from RefSeq and is a predicted model, not a curated record.
UGGCAACCUCUCACCAGGGGCUACGCUUCCAUUGAGUGUCGUCCAUCACAUACAAAAGGCACGUGGCUCAUUCUUCAGAACCUCUCGACUACUUUGCGAUUCACAAAAGUACCCCCAACCCUGAUCAGCAGCAUCCUGUGAUAGUCUGGGGAAGAAUUGCGUUGCCCAGUUCACCAUUACCCACUAUGUCGCUUUUACAGUCCCUCCUGCACCUCACAAAUUUCAAGAGCCCCUUGCUGCGGACUCUGGUGCCCGCCGUCUCUGCAGCUUAUGCCAUACAAGCGGCCUUCGCUUUACCGUCGAUCCUCGCUCAGAACGAACGCUUCUACGACUUCUCCGGCUCUCUCACUUACCUCUCCGUUACCGCCCUAAGCCUGUAUUUGCCUGCCCUGCGUGCCAAGUACACGCCGACCCUUGCCAAUGCUUCGAUAUCGAUGCCCAGUCUUCUUGCGCCCUUCACGAGUCCUGGUGGCGUGGGAACACUGAACUGGAGACAGGUUGUCCUUAGUGGUGCUGUCAUUUUCUGGGCUGUCAGAUUGGGGUCAUAUCUCUUCCAGCGUAUCUUGGAGGAAGGCAAAGAUUCCCGCUUCGACGAGAUCAAAAAGUCACCGGCCAGGUUUGCCGGCGCCUUCUUCGCCCAAGCCACCUGGGUCUCGCUCUGUCUCAUGCCCGUCAUCGCCCUGAAUGCCGUUCCCGCCUCUGCAUUUGCCGCUCUGCCGGCAGUCAAGGCCUCUGAUGCCCUUGGCCUGCUCGUCUACGUCGCUGGUUUCGCAUUCGAGAUCACGGCUGAUCGGCAGAAGAGCAAAUGGCUGCGGGAGAGACGCGAGAAGGCUCACGAUCAGCAAUUUAUGACCAGCGGUCUCUGGAGCGUCAGCCAAUACCCCAACUAUUUCGGUGAGAUCUCUCUCUGGACAGGCAUUGCCACCGCAGCGGCAGGUACUCUAGUCUCGCAGCCGAUCCAGGUAGCACUUGGUCUCUCAGGCGGCGUAGCUGGGCUCUUUACCGCGGCGGCUCUGUCCUACGUUAGCCCAGCCUUUGUAAGUUUCCUCCUGCUCAAGGUCUCCGGAGUGCCCAUGAGCGAGAAGAAGUACGACAAGCGCUACGGCGACCGCAAGGACUAUCAGGAGUGGAAGAAGAUCACCCCCAAACUGUUUCCCAAGAUCCUGUGAGCGUAAAAAGUAUCAUGUAAGCACGGUGUAGUGUCAUCUCGGGCAAGCGCACACUGUUCGAAAGCAGUUUGGUUUUGUACACCACUCUUCAUGUA